UCCCUCUCUCUCUCUUUCUCUCUCUCUCUCUCUUUCUCAGUAUAAUUAAACACAAUUGGUGUAUAGGAACAAAAUGCUUGGAUUAGGCUGUGGAAGGAGUAAUGAAUCCUCAAGGAGGAGAGGGAAGAAGAAUGGUUUGGAGAAGCGAAAACAGCCGCAAAGAGGACUUGGGGUGGCUCAGUUGGAGAAGAUCAUAUUGCAGAAUCAGAUGAGGGGUGAUCUCCACAAGCAGGAUUCUGGCAGCAGACUACAAACAGGGUAUCCUUCAUCUCCCCCUUCUACCACUUCAUCUUCUUCGAUGUUUGAUCCCUGUUCUAGUGUCAUGAUUGGGUUUGGAGAGAACGCAGAGAUUGGCACAGCAUAUAAUACAUUUAAUUCCAGUUCCUUUCUUAAUCAAGGGGAGCUGCCAACGCUAUCUCUCUUUGAACGGACCACACAGAUCGUGAGCAACAAUAAUGAUAGGUCCAUUUGUACGAGGCACAACUCCCGUGAUGUGCAAGAAAUUGAUUUGGAGCUUAGAUUAUGACUUUGGUGAUUUCAGUGGUCAAUGUUGGAAUAAUGAAUGGUUUUGUAGAUGUUUAUAAGAAAAAUGGUUCAUUAAACAUUGUGCAAAUAAUUAAAGAGAUUAAUCAUUGAGCUCUUCUCAGCUAUCUAUGUACUAAUUUUAUAGUUGUUUUUCAAGUACAAAACAUACCUCUAUAACUCUA
Messenger RNA from Zingiber officinale, 707 nucleotides. Its product is annotated as protein SPEAR1-like. The record is from RefSeq and is a predicted model, not a curated record. The coding region runs from base 74 to 526 and encodes 150 amino acids. The transcript is spliced from 4 exons. Gene Ontology annotation, molecular function: DNA-binding transcription factor activity. Lineage: Eukaryota; Viridiplantae; Streptophyta; Magnoliopsida; Zingiberales; Zingiberaceae.